CGAAUUUUCCCGGACCGACCGCCUCUUCGCAGUUAGUGGUGGGGCUCCACAGCUUCACCAAAGUUACUUAGUUAAGAUCAACUCUAUGAUUUGGGCAGUUGGUUCUUUGUAACCAUCUCGAUAGCUUUCUUUUGUACGUCAACAGCCAACCGUAGACAUGGCAGACAAGGAGAAGAAGAAGAAGCCCAAGAAGAAGGAAGACGCAAAGAAGGACGAUGCCGCGCCGACCCCGGAGGCAGAACCCACCCCGGAGAAGCAGCCAACUCCACCAAAGUCGGAGACGCCGAAAUCGCCGUCUGGCUCGUCGAGAGCUAGCCGUGGCAGCCGCAAAGCCAAGCGUACCGGCUCCAGCGUGUUCUCCAUGUUCACCCAGAAGCAGGUUGCGGAAUUCAAGGAGGCCUUCCAGCUGAUGGACCACGACAAGGACGGGAUCCUCGGUCGCGAGGACUUGCGCUUCAUCUUCGACCAGGUGGGCCGCCUGGUCACCGACAAGGAGCUCGACGAGAUGCUCGGCGAGGCUCCGGGACCCAUCAACUUCACCCAGCUGCUGCAGCUGUUCGCCUCCCGUAUGCAGGGUGGCGGUGCCGACGACGACGAGACCGUGACCAAGGCCUUCCACACCUUCGACAACGGUCUGGGCAAGAUAGACGGCGAGAGGCUGAGGCGAAUGCUGACGACCUUCGGCGAGAAGUUCACCCCCAAGGAGGUGAACGAGGCGUACGACCACUUCUACAUCGACGACAAGGGCUUCAUCGACAUCGAGUCACUGGUCAACAUGCUCACCGGCAAGGGCGACGACGACGACGAUUAGACGGCUCGCCACCUGCUCUUUAGCUCUAGUAAUCGCCAGCGCGGCACGCCUCGAUCGACAGCUAAGCACACAACUGACAGCGCGGCAUAUGGGCUUGAGAGGCGUCUUUUCAGCAAUCACCUACAAGCACACACUAUUUGCACACAUCACACAGGGAACCUGCAAGCAGCAUCCGAGCUCAAUAUCUAUCUAUUUUUCGUAACAUACACUUGCAUUUUCCCUCUAGAGGAGGAAUUUAUUAUUUAUUAUGUAUCGUACAUUUAAAAGCGGGCUGCUGCGGGACAACAGUCGAGGCUCGGUAUGUCUCCAUCACCGAUUGUCUUGAACUCUUAUCCUCGCCGCAACCGAGAGAAUAAUUGUGAAUUCAAUGUGACCGGCAUGCCAAUUUCGAGGGAUUACUUCUCACCUGCCUCGAAUAAUCCAUUAAAUAAAAAACACAUUAUAAUUUUACUGUUCAUAUAAUAAAAAUAUUUUGAGAAAAUAUCAUGUCUUCUUCGCCUUCUU
This is a messenger RNA of Phymastichus coffea, 1315 nucleotides long. It is a transcript of the gene Mlc2, whose product is annotated as myosin regulatory light chain 2. NCBI's taxonomy places the organism in Eukaryota, Metazoa, Arthropoda, Insecta, Hymenoptera, Eulophidae. Gene Ontology annotation, cellular component: myosin II complex; cytoplasm. The record is from RefSeq and is a predicted model, not a curated record. Gene Ontology annotation, molecular function: calcium ion binding; myosin heavy chain binding. The transcript has 3 exons. Gene Ontology annotation, biological process: post-embryonic development; locomotion. Bases 158 to 811 code for a protein of 217 amino acids.